AGCGGAGCCACUUCUGAGGAAGGAAUCCCACGGAUGACCCACCCUGGCCCACUGAGCUGCAUAAUCCUGUUGGAGGCUCAAAGGUUAAACUACAAAGCUGGGUUUAGGGUAGUUGCUGGCCCUUCAACACUUUCUUUGUAUUAAGAAUUUUCAGUGACCUCCAUUCAGGCAGUGCUCGGAUUCUGGGUGGGUAUGUGGCCCGGGCAGGGUCUCCCCUCAAGGAAGAAGCCGGCAGGAAGCUCCAGUUGGCGGAGUCGGGUAGGAACGAAGCCGGGUCUGGCUUCCCCGCCAGCCUGUGUGCGCUCUGCGGGCGCAGCCCAGCUAAAGCUCAUUGGCUCAAUAGAGAUUAAAUGACAGGUUCCCAGCCAAUGGGAGUUAAGGCCCGCCGAGGUACGUGCGUAGUACGGCUGCUUCCGGUUGGGCUGCAGUUCGGCCAGUGUGAGGUGGUGAGAUUGAGGGUGCUGGGAUGCUCGGGUCUGCAAGGUCACUACUGGCCAACCCUUUAUGGGCUCUUUAGGCGUGUCCCCCAAGUGCUUCUAAUCCGGGCCCCGCGCCUCCCGCUUUGUGCGGGGGGCGGGACCGUCUGGUUCACCUCUGUCCAGGACCCACACCCACUUGAGGUUUCGUCGUCCUCGCACCGAGGCCGGAGUAGCCCAGCGUAGGCCACGGGAUAGGCUCCACGGAGCAUGGACUGAACAGGUCGCAGCAGACACAGUUGAUACCGAGAUAAGACAGCUGCACUGUCCGGUCGGGCUGUCUGCAAGGAUUUUCUCGAGUUCUGGUCCCGCCUUCCACCACCCAGCAGAGGGCGCUCUCAGGGCAUGGCGGAGGAGCGCCCAGGAGGCUGGUACGGCUUCGGUUUCUGCGGCUUCGGCCAGGCGCUGGGCUCGGGCCGCACGCGCCAGGUCCACAGCCCCGAGCCGCUGCGCGCGCCGGAACUGGACGCCGACACGUGCCGCGUGAGCGCGAGCUGGAGCUACACCGCCUUCCUGAGCCGUGCCGGCCAGGUGCAGCUGUCGGGCUCCACGGGCGGCGCCGCCGCGAGCGGCUUCCGGGACGUGUGGGCUUCGGAGACCCUCCUCGUAGUGCUGCGCGACGGUCGGGGACCUGGGCCCGGGGCCGAGCUGCAGGCCUGGGCGCCCAGCUCGGCGCUACGCGGGGAGCCCCUCUGGGCCCAGACCGUGGUGCUGGAGGCCGAGCGGGAAGACGGACCGGGCGGGGAGACCCCGAGCCAGACGCCUGCCCAGUCCAGCUUCAGACAGUCCUGA
This is a messenger RNA of Hipposideros armiger (great roundleaf bat), 1268 nucleotides long. RefSeq names its product RCC1 domain containing 1 (gene RCCD1). The record is from RefSeq and is a predicted model, not a curated record. The coding region runs from base 822 to 1268 and encodes 148 amino acids. Lineage: Eukaryota; Metazoa; Chordata; Mammalia; Chiroptera; Hipposideridae. The transcript has 4 exons.